This is a messenger RNA of Theobroma umbraticum, 2444 nucleotides long. RefSeq names its product Phototropic-responsive NPH3 family protein. NCBI's taxonomy places the organism in Eukaryota, Viridiplantae, Streptophyta, Magnoliopsida, Malvales, Malvaceae. The record is from RefSeq and is a predicted model, not a curated record. Gene Ontology annotation, molecular function: protein binding.
AUGGAGCUAGAGAGAAGGAAAGCCAGCCAAAAAGCUUGAGUUCUAAGCUUUAUGAGAGGGUCCUCCUCUCCCAAGAAAAAUCAUUAUUCCAACUUUAUAAUAUUUAAAUGAGAGGAAAUAAUUACUAUAUUAUUACAUAGAAAGUACUUUUCUUGAGCGAGAAUGUCAGGUUGAGGUCACACGACAACUGUUUUUAGAGUCCCUCCCUCUUUAUUUUCUCUAGUUAAAUCACUGGUCUUAUUCUUGUUAAAAAAAAAAAAAUCACCCGUCUUAUUAUUAUACCUUUUCUUUGUCUUUACACACCCUUGAACUCUUUUUUAGUUUUUAGAGUCUUGUCUUUGUUAUCCCAGCUGAGAAACCACCACGUUGGUGCUGCACUCAUUUUGAUUACCAUUCCCUCAUUUUGCAGAACCAAAAGUCAGUUCAGUGGCUAUAGAAUCAUUUGUUUCUGUUUGUCUUCUUGCCCUUCUGAAGAAUAUGGUAUAUGACUGUGUGUGUUUCUCCUCACUUCCCUUUUGGCCUCCUCCUUGCAUCUCUGUCUCUGUUGGGUAGUUAAAAAAUCUUUUCUUCUUUUUAAUUUCCUUGAUCCAAGUUCCAAAAACGAAGAAAAGACUCUUGAUUUGAGGUGGGUUUAUUUUUUUUUUCUUUUUGGUUUUGUUUGUUUUUGGGUCAUGGCAGUUUGCUGUGAUCUUGAAGUGGAUGUUAAUGGAGAGGAGACUUUCCUGGUGCACAAGCACUGUGGGGCAAAAGUUCAUGGCUCUUGUUCUUCUUUUUCUGGAAAUCACCAUGUCCACGAUUUUUGCGAAAAAAAUUGUUGGUUCAUACUCGGGCAGGUUGAGCAAAUUAUUUGGUAAGUCCACAAACGCCAAGAGAAAUAAAGUGGUAUUCCACGACUUUCCAGGAGGGGCAGAGAAUUUUGAGCUUGUGUCAAGGUUUUGUUACAACGAGGGAAAAAUUGACGUAAAUCCUUCAAACAUUUUAUUUUUAUAUUCUGCUGCCCAAUUCAUGGAGAUGAACACUUCUGUAUCCGGAACCUGUAAUCUAUUAGAAAAAACCAAGAAAUCCAUUGAAGAGAUCAGCUAUUGGACAUGGUCUGAUCUUUUGGUUGCUUUGAAACAUUGCCAAGAUUUACAGCCGAUUGCAACUUUCUCAGGUGUACUUGAAAAAUGCUUGGAUUCACUUGUUGGGAGGUUGGCCAUAACUAGUGAAGCAAGUCCUUGUGCAUCUACUUCUUCUCCAGAUAGCUCAGGGUUUCGGCUUUCCUGUGAUAGUAGAAGCACUGAGAGUUUGAAAAACAGCUUCUCUCGAGCAACUUGGUGGUUUGAAGACCUUUCAGUUUUGAGUCCCGAUUUGAUUGGAAUGCUGAUAGAAUUGAUGGUCUCUCGAAAGUACAAUCAUGUAAUGAUCAGUCGAUUCCUCUUCCAUUACCAGAAGUCAAAGUUUUGUACUGCCUCAUCUGAUGAGAAAUGUAAAGUUUUAGAAAUUGUGAUUGAUAUGCUUUACACACUUGAUCCAAUUUCUAUUUCAUGCAAGAAUUUGUUCGGGAUUCUUCGAGUGGUGCUGAGUUUGAAGAUAGGAAAAAGUUGCAGGAACAAGUUGGAAAGUAUGAUAGGUUCUCAGAUGGAUCAAGCAACGUUAGAUAAUCUGCUAAUUCCAUCUCCCUAUGGCUCAACUUAUUUAUAUGAUGUGAACCUUGUUCUUAGGUUCCUGAAAGCAUUUCGGCAUGGAGGAGGCUGGCAAUUAUCUCCAAUGCGAAUGAAGAAGGUUGCUAGCUUGAUAGAUCUGUAUAUAGCAGAAGUAGCUCCGGAUCCUUGUCUAAAAUCGUCAAAGUUUCUAGCCUUGCUGGUGGCCCUGCCGGAUUCUGCCAGGGACUCCUGGGAUGAAUUAUACCACGCCAUGGACAUUUAUCUGGAGGUGCAUGCAGGGUUGUCUGAAGAAGAAAAAAUGAAAAUAUGUUGUGCACUGAACUAUGAGAAGCUCUCUACAGAGGCUUGCAUGCACCUUUCUCAGAAUGCAAGAUUUCCAUCAAAAAGUACAGUGCAAGCUCUCAUCUCCCAGCAAUUGAAGCUUAAGAACUUACUACAGGGCACUAAUAAUACUAAACUUUACACAGAUUCCCCCUUAAAUUUCAACGACAUCCAAGGCAAGGCAAAGAAAGAUGAAGCCACUAAACAAGUUGUUCUUUACUCUGGGAGACUAGACAUAUCAGCUGAGAACGAGAAGCUCAGAGCACAUUUACAACGGAUGCAAUGGAGGGUGGUGGAAUUGGAGAAAGUCUGCAAGAAAAUGCAGACCCAGAUGGCCAAAAUCAUGAAAUCAAAAGUAUCAAGCCAUAGUGCUGCAAGAUCCCUGCCUAGGCUUUGUUCAUGAAAGAAAUUUUGCAUAAUAUAUGUAUCUGUUAAUUAUUGCGUUGUCUAUGUAUAGCAUUGAAGUAUGAUUUUUCA